Molecule: messenger RNA, 3745 nt
Organism: Spirometra erinaceieuropaei
Lineage: Eukaryota; Metazoa; Platyhelminthes; Cestoda; Diphyllobothriidea; Diphyllobothriidae
Source: the annotation of a GenBank genome assembly
AUGCAGUCUUUUGUCUCCACCACACAGUUCCUCCUGUUGCUGCGUCUGGGAACAAACGCUGCAUUCCGCCAGGCCCGAAUAACAUGCAGCGUGUCCAAAUUCCUUCCUGGCCCAUUUGUUGCUCGAAUUAGGCUGGUUGUGGUCUUCGUGUGGAGUACUCCCAUUUCGGUUACCUCGUCAACCGAUUUGGUUGGACAGCUGAUCGCUGGUGCCCAGUCAUCAUCCAUGAACGAAACUCAUCUGCUUGAUCUUUCUUCACUGCAUGCUGUUGGUGAGUACUGUUGUCCAGUCCAUUCAACUCUUCUCCUUUGAUUGCAUUUGCUGAUGUUUUUGGCAGGUAUCUUUGACAUACUUUCACAGAUAGCAUCCUGCCCUUUGCUAUUGUUCCUUUUGGAUAGUUUUGUUUACUUGCGAAUAUGUAAUUAUAGUGGCAGAUGUUUGUUCAUAUUUAUGUAUAGUGCAGUUUGCAAAUUUUUCCUAACUGUUGGGCAUGAUAUGUGUGAUAGCUCGGUGAUUAAAGCAACAUUCAGAUUUUAUGUGGCCGCGUUUGCCAUAUGUAUUAGCAGCAGGGUUAUCAAAGCAUUUAAAUUUGUGGAAACUUUUUGUGAAGAUGGGUAUGAAAUCCCUUGCGAUUCUUUGGUGUUUUCCAUUGAAUUUACGCACAUUUUUUGCUUUAAGGCACUGCAGUGUUGUCGAUUGUUUUAGCGGAUUGGUUGCCUAUCUAUUCCAUUAACAGCUGUUUCAUCGUUGUGCACUUUUUAGAAAUCGCCCCGAACGCGACUUCGACAGAUGCCCUGAGUACAGGUAAGUUCCUCGAACUCUGCUGGUAUGGAUUUGCGUUCUAGCCAGAAUUUUUGGUGCGAAAUGCAUACGGUCGCCUGUCGGUGGUCUGUGUAUACAGAGAACCAAAUUUCAUAAGAGACAUUGACCAGAACGAGAAGGAAUUAAGCAAAACUUAUUAGCCUAUGCAACAGAAUAAUGAUGAAAUAGUAAAAUAAGUUGAUGACCACUGAGGCGUGUGUGUACGCAUUGGCUGUCAAGAUGGAGUCUAUGGCUAUCCUUGUAGGUCUAUACAUGAUCGGGUAAACGGACAUAAAAUAGGACUACUUUCCCAUCAAGGAAUAUAAGGCUACCAAAAAGACCACAUAACAAAUCCAGUAGUGACCAUCGGCAUAUCAAAUGUAGCGCAACUCCCAGAAUAUGACAACCUGGAGUUUGAAUCCGACUUCGGCUAUGUAUUGAGCUCAGCAAACUGAUACAUGGAUCAUGGGUCAGCAUCCUGUUGAGAGGAGGCCUUCGCAGAUUGAGCCGUAUAUUAAGGGCCAAAGUGCUGUCAUUUUCCGUCCACAGAGCAGCUGCCAUCAGCAUUGGCGGAAGUAGCAGUUUUUCUAAUUGGUUCCCCCUUUCCUGACAAAUGCAAGGUACGGGAGCGACUCCGGAAUCCGCAUACCAUCUAGGGGGGCGAAGUAUAUAUUUAGUGCUGUGAUCGUAACCUCAGUUCUGUGAUAAUUAGUUUGCAGCAAAACUGGGAAGUUGUACGGUGGAGAUGGUGCGGGGCUGAGGUAAAUGCAGUCGAUGUCAGGAAUGGGGUGAGAGCGGAAGGGCGCAGAGAUGUCACAGGUGGCGACUACAUAGCAAAGAAUAAAAUACAACUAAAAACGUACUGCUGAAAGAGACAAGAGAAACCAAAAUGGCCACCUCUAUACUAAUUCUCACUGAUAUAUGGCGGCUUUGAAUACUUCCAGUCAGGACCGGGAGGAUCUCGAACCUUGGAUAAACAGUAAGGUCGUUUACUUUAAAACAUACUUAUAUGGGUUUAAGUUUCAGACCCUGUUGGCGGCGGCUACGGAGGAAACUUGGCUGAAAGUUAUUUAUGUAGUUAAAGUCAUGAGCAUACCCUAACUGCUACGACCUUCAGAUGAGGAUCCAACUGGGAAAGUGAGAUGCUAAGCAUAAGAAGAAAGAUAACUGCAUUCAGUACAGAUGGGAGCAUAAGAAGAAAUUUGGCAGCAGGACGAGAGACGAAGGGACAGCUGUCCCAGUGUCCUUUUGCAUCAAGCCUGGGGUGAAUUGACAGCUGCGAUUAGGUGAGCAUCAGUCUUGGAUUCAGUGACUGACUACACACGAUGGCAGUAACAUACAGGGUCACAGAAUGUCAGACGAAAGGCUGCUGCUGCUGCUGGCGUGUCAGACAGAGCAGUCUGCAAAGGGCUCCAGAUAUGAGAGCCUCAAGGGUGCAUUAAGAAACUAGGGCCAGAUGCGUAAACGCCAGUCUACUGUGGCUGGGAAUGCUGCCUGUGUUAGUCGACAGAGUGUAUGAACAGGGCUCAUGUAGUAGCUCUGUAGGCAAACCUACUAGAGUUAACAUCUCAGGUCUUCUGGGCAUGGCCGGCAGACAAGGACAUGUAUUACGGACAAAACCUCUCGAAAAUUCCUCACAUUCUGCAUAAAUAGCCGUUGACAAUGAUGAUUAAUUAAUUACAGAGCUGUAAAUGCUUAAAUACCACGAUUUCGAUGAUAGUGAUGGUUCCUUUAUCAGUACAGCUUGCAGUUGACUGUUGCCUGUGCUAUCAAAGGUAGUGGAGUUCUUUUAACUUGAAUAGAGAAAAGGAUAGGAAACAGGAUUAUUGGCUGCAUGCUGCAUUCGAAUUUCCCUUCAAUCCCUUGUAGACCUGUCUUCCAACGGCACUUCGGCCUUCACCACUGCAUUCCCGAUGAGCACGCCUUCUUCAGGUGGGAACACCUUGAUUCCAAUCAUUUGUAUUUACCUCACUCUACUUCCCAGCAUCUGAGGAAUAUGUAUGCAGUAUUUUUACCUGAUUUGCUUCCAAAGACGAAGAAGUGAUAGCGAGGGCAGUAGUAAUAUGUCAUGGCGUUCAACAGUGUAGAAGAAGAGGAAGUAGUAGUAGUAGUAGUAGUAGUAGUAGUGGUAGUAGUAGUAGAAUGCCAGAGGCGAAGGAAUCAAUUUAGGGUAGAGGGCAUAUUCUGCGUGAGUGGAAUUUCACGCAUUUAUCUUAGAAGAAACAUUGUUGUUAUUGUGCAGAUGGAGAAGUAAACAGAAGUGGAAAGGGGUAGUAAGGGCGAACAUGGAAUUAUCAACGUAAAUAGAAAGGAGCCAAAAGACCAUAUGUAGAUUUGUGUCCGUCUCCACUCAGAAAUAGGCCACGGGUUUCCAAAUCCACAGCCUCAGGACUAAAUGAGGGAGUGAGGUAAGUGCGAAAAAGAAAUCGGUGAGGUUGCAUUGACUCGGAGCGCCAGCAGCAAAUGCUAACAUUUGCGCUCCACGUACAUACAUGCAUUUCUUCAAAUAAACUGGGAAGUAAAUGUGGGAAGUGAUCGAUAGGGAGAAUGAUAAUAGCAAUGAUAUGGAGAGGAGAAAUGACUACAGAGAUAUGAAAUUUGAUGUUGACUAUUACGUCGUAAACCUGAGGUUUUACAUUUAUCACCGCAUUCUAUGGCUGUGGUGAUUUUAGUGCUGACGAAAACAUACAACUCUGAAACUCGGGUGAUUGGGACGAGUGGAGAACCGGAACCCUGGUUGAACGAUUACUAUGAUAUGAGCAGCUCUUCCUCCAAACUCGUCGCCGGAAGAAUAUGCAAACAGGUCGGUGUUCACAUUUUUAACUUUUAUAAGCCAUAUUUCCUCCCUCCCUCCCUCCCUGCCUUCCUACUCCUGCUCCUGAUUAUCUCCUUCAUCUAUCUGCUUUUCCACAUUCAACUCCUUAUUGUCCGCGCCCUCCUCUAA